AUGUCAACCUACAACUCAAUGUCGGGGCUGCCUACUGGCGCCUCUUCCAGUGAAGCGAUGGCGAUGAGCUUUGGGACUGCACACUCUCAGAGUAUGAGUAUGGACGUGUUCGAUCAGGAUAUGACCUUUGACGAGUCGUUACUCGAUGGGGCUGCACUGCAGACUCUGCCUUUCGGCAGUUCGUACGACUUGGAUGCCUUUUCUUCAACGUUUGAGGAUCCGUUUUCAUAUUCGACACAGCGAUUCGAUCCUCCACCAAAUCAAGAUGCCUUGCACGAGGCAUCGUCUCCCCAGGAACCCGAUAACAAGCUUCUCGGCUUCUCUGCCCCAGUAUCAAGCGCCACUAUCGUCAACGAGAGCAACCAGUUUAUCGAAGCCGGCAUGACUGCUGAACUUUACGGCAUGUUCUUUGUUGCUGAAGAUGUCUUUGGGGGAGAAUCUUCAGGACGCCCUCUGGAAUUGACAUGUUAUCGUCGCAACCUAUGGCAAUGUUCGGGCCAAAUCACCCUACCCCGGGUAAUCAGAAAUAUUGUGAACGAACAAGGGCAACACAUCCAAAUAUUUGAGCUACUGGCGGGCAUUACCGCCAUCGAAUCAAUUGAAGGAAAACCUACCGAGAUCAUAUCGAUACCCUGGAAGAAUGCCAACCCCCAAGGAGGUGACGAUACUAAAGGCGUCACAGCACCACCCAUGAUCACUUUGGAUGUCUCAACCGGUCAGGAGAUCGAUGCUCACCGCGUCUCUCUACCGAUGUCUUGGAAGCGCCUUCAGUUUAAACAUGCCACGGCUAACAACGGCCGAAGAAAAGGUCUCCAACAACACUAUGUAGUCAAAAUCAACCUCCUAGGCAAGACUCAAACAGGCGAGCUUGUCAAGAUAGCAGAGAUACAGUCCGGCCCAGUUAUCGUGCGGGGUCGAAGUCCCCGGAAUUUUGACAGCAGGAAGGACGUUCCUCUCACAGGUGACAAGAGAUUUGAGAGGAGAAGCACGUCGACGUCAAAUGCCGAUCAUCCAACACUUAAGCUGGAGCGGGAGAACUCACAGAACUUUCCCCAGAGGUACCCUCCAGUCAAUAACCUUCAACCAAAUGACUGGGCCACACCCCAAUCAAUAUCUCACCCACUUCCCAGCCCACAACCGGCUGCGAGUCCACAUCCGGCAAAACGAAUCGCCUUAUCACCGUCAAUGACAAGACCUCCGAUACCAGCCUGGUCCAGUGAUCCAAACAGCUCUGCCAAAGCCGCCAACGCGCAUAGCAACAAAAAUUCCGUUCCACGUCAGAACCCCUCUCUUCCAAUCAACCUGUCGCUGUCCGAAGACGAAAGAAGUCCCAACCGCUCUAGUGCCGAGCUGCACAGUCCCAGUUCCGGUAAAGGUUACACCACUUCGGGGGCGAAUAGGGAAAACAGUCCUGCUGAUGAGGGCGUUGAUCCCUUGUAUGAAUACUUCCCAUUAACAGUGGAUGAUUGGAUGCCGCCUGUGGACGCUGUAUACCGGCCGCACGUGGUCCAUCACACGAUCAUGCCACCCGAAAUGAAAGCGCAGCAGAUCAAGAGCAAGGCCAAACGGUACUUUGCUUCGGACUAA
Fusarium sp. VM40 is the source of this 1587-nucleotide messenger RNA. Lineage: Eukaryota; Fungi; Ascomycota; Sordariomycetes; Hypocreales; Nectriaceae. The record is from the annotation of a GenBank genome assembly.